This is a messenger RNA of Arvicola amphibius (Eurasian water vole), 237 nucleotides long. It is a transcript of the gene Fam240b, whose product is annotated as family with sequence similarity 240 member B. NCBI's taxonomy places the organism in Eukaryota, Metazoa, Chordata, Mammalia, Rodentia, Cricetidae. The transcript has 2 exons. The coding region runs from base 1 to 237 and encodes 78 amino acids. The record is from RefSeq and is a predicted model, not a curated record.
AUGAACAGCCAGUACAUGCGCAGGGAAGUCUUCUGCUGUGAGACCUGCGAUGAGCUCAAAAGCUUCUGGGAAAAGGAAAUUAGCAAGCAGACUUGCUACCGGGAGCUUGAAGAAGAUCGCCAGGAGAGAAGCGCUCUGAGAAAGCUUCGAGAAGAAUGGAAGCAGAGGCUGGAGAAGAGGCUGAGAAUGCUGGACAACCCUGAUGAGGAGGGAAAGCAGGCUAACCCUGAGAACUGA